AUGAGCUACGCGCACGUCAAACCCCCCAGCGAGAUCCACCGGGCCUGGUGGAAAGAAAGCUCUGUGUACCAGAUCUGGCCGGCAUCGUUCAAGGACUCUAAUGAUGACGGUAUUGGCGACAUUCCUGGCAUCAUCUCGAAGCUCGACUACAUUCGUGACCUUGGUGUCGAUAUUGUCUGGCUCUGUCCGUCUUACAAGUCUCCCCAGGUAGACAUGGGAUACGACAUUGCGGACUACUACAGUAUUGCAGACGAAUAUGGUACGGUCGCAGAUGUCGAAAAGCUGAUCAAGGGCUGCCACGACAGGGGCAUGAAGCUCCUUAUGGACUUGGUCGUGAACCACACCAGUGAUAAGCAUGAAUGGUUCAAGAAAUCACGCAGCUCAAAGGAUAACGAGUUUCGCGAUUGGUAUGUCUGGAAGCCGCCCCGCUACGACGAGAAUGGGAAUCGUCAACCUCCAAACAACUGGGUAUCGCACUUCCAAGGAAGCGCCUGGGAAUUCGAUGAGGCGACAGGAGAGUAUUAUCUUCAUCUAUACGCCGUCGAACAACCUGACUUAAACUGGGAGAACCCCGCCGUGAGAAAGGCAGUGCAUGAUAUCGUGCGUUUCUGGCUCGACAAAGGAGCUGAUGGCUUCCGCAUGGACGUCAUCAACUUUAUCAGUAAGGAUCAGGCGUUCCCCGACGCACCGGAACAGGACAAGGAUGCCGUAUGGCAGUGGGGUGACAAGUACUACGCAAACGGUCCUCGGCUCCAUGAGUAUCUGCAGGGUAUUGGGAAGAUACUUAAGGAAUACGACACCUUUAGCGUCGGGGAAAUGCCUUUUGUAAAGGAUACCAAUGAAGUGCUGAAAGCGGUUCGCUACGACCGCAACGAAAUCAACAUGAUCUUCAAUUUUGAGCACGUCGACAUUGACCAUGGCCCCUGGGGCAACAAAUUCAAGCCUGGCGGCUGGAAACUCACUGAUCUCAAGGCCUUUUUCGAGCGCUGGCAAGUUUUCAUGUACGACAACGGCGGCUGGAACGCUUUGUAUUGGGAAAACCACGACCAACCCCGAUCGAUUGACCGCUAUGUCAACCCCCCUCAGGCUCUCCGACCAGCGGCCGGAAAGAUGUUGGCUACCAUACUAGCCUUGCACGCGGGCUCUCCGUUCAUUUACCAGGGCCAGGAGAUAGGAAUGGGAAAUGUUCCUAUUGAAUGGGGAAUGGAAGAAUACAAAGACAUCGACUGUCUGAACCAUUGGAAAGGGUUGCUGGAAACCAGACCAACGGACACCGAGGUACAGAAAAUUGCCAGACAGGAAUACCGGAAGAAAUCCCGAGACAACGCUCGCACUCCAGUGCAGUGGUCCUCAGAACCCAAUGCCGGAUUCACCGGGCCGAACGUUAAGCCUUGGAUGUCUGUCAAUCCAGAGUACACUCGAGUUAAUGCAGCGGACCAAGUCAAGGACCCCAACUCUUUGUACCAUUACUGGGCAUCAGUCCUGCACCUCAGGAAAACCUACCUCGAUAUCUUUGUCUAUGGAAAUUACGAGCUUGUGGAUCGUGAUAGUCAGGAGGUUUACGCCUACACCCGGGCAUGCCACACCUCCAAGGCUCUGGUAUUGGCGAACUGGACUGACCGUGGAUUGACGUGGAACGCGGCAGCACACAAGGCUGAUCAGUUCGAGCAAGUGCUGCUAGACACUUAUGAGUCCGCAAACGCAGCGCAGGGAAGGUUUUCAGGUGGUCAAUGGACGCUUCGACCAUAUGAAGCGGUUGUGAUCUUGCUAAAAUAG
Molecule: messenger RNA, 1776 nt
Organism: Aspergillus nidulans FGSC A4
Lineage: Eukaryota; Fungi; Ascomycota; Eurotiomycetes; Eurotiales; Aspergillaceae
Product: oligo-1,6-glucosidase agdG
Exons: 3
Coding region: 1-1776 (591 amino acids)
Biological process (GO): carbohydrate catabolic process; carbohydrate metabolic process
Molecular function (GO): alpha-1,4-glucosidase activity; alpha-glucosidase activity
Source: RefSeq, a predicted model, not a curated record